GUGGUUCUUAAAAAGUCCUAAUGAGCCUGUGUCGCUCCCUGGGACUCGCCUCUCCACCAAUCAGGAGCUCUGACUGCUUCCAAAUCUCCGAAUCGGCAGCUCAUUGGCCGCUCGGCGCGUCACUCAUGAUGUGGGCCAGCCUGUAGGAGGAGCUGUGUGAAGGGAUGAAGGGAGGGGUGGCGCGACUGUCAAUUGUGUUCCCUAUUCUCGUCAAAAGUCGUCUGUUGUUGCCCUGAGUACAAGCAAGACGACCGCAGCGGCUGUGUUCAGUACGAGCUAUGCGCCCCGCAGCGCCAGAUGAGCGCUCCUUCUCUCCAGCUGACGCCAACUGCAGCGCAAGUUCGCUCCUCUUUGCACUUUGACAUCGAUGUGUUUUGGGGAGAAAGGAGUAGGUUUCGGUCAGCCUGGUAGCCAACGCUGGAUUGUUUUCUAACCUUUUUCUUACUAACACCACCUCGUUUUCAUCAUUUCUCGUCAUGCACUGAGGCUUUAAACGUUUUUCUUUUGAUGCACAAACUGUGUCUUGAAGCUCUCGAAGAAAAACAAGACUGUGGAGGGUGAAGACUUGUUGCGCGUCUCCGGGGAGCACACCAGUCCAGCUUUUUAUCCAAGUCUGUGCUGUACCUGCGUGUGAUGCUUUGAUUUCCACAGUGAGGCGUUUCAGUGACUCGGGGAAUGGACUGUGUAGACCAGCUCAGACAAACAGCCUGAAGUCAACACGGCUUGGUUCACUGACUCUGAGCAUUUGUUCAUAAUUUAGGAAAUUGGGGGGAUUAGUUUUUCCUCCAGAGACCGCCGGUGAAGUGCUGAGCGGCUGAAGCGCGAAUCCAUUUCUCCUUUUAAAUGGCAUCCAUGCACAGCCAAGUCAAACUUUAUUCGGGUCAGAUACGACGAGUUGAUUAAUUUUCCUUCACCUGUGUUUCAAAAUCGACCCUUGAUCUUUCUCAUCGACAUGUCUGAGCGUGAUGGAUUUGGAGACGGGCUGUGCAGCGACGGAGCGCCGGACUUCAUCCCGCCGAGAGCGUCCCGCGGCCGGCGGAGCGGUGUCAUCCUCCCCGGCGGCGGUGGCGGCGGCCAGGACACCGACACCAUCCUCCUGGAGUCGGUGAAAGCAGCACCUCGCCGGAGCAGCAUCAUUAAGGAUCCCUCAGUGCAGAAGGUGGGCGGAGGCAGAAAGAAGACUGUGUCCUUCAGCAGCAUGCCCUCAGAAAAGAAGGUAAGCAGUGCAGCAGACUGCUUGGCAUUCAUGCAAGGCGGAUGUGAACUGAAGAAGAUCCGGCCCAACUCCAGGGUCUACUGUCGUUUCUAUACCCUGGAGCAUGACCUGAGCUGCUUACGCUGGGAGCCGUCUAAGAAGGAUGGGGACCGGGCUCGACUGGAUGUGUCCAGCAUUCGGGAGGUCCGCACUGGGAAGAGCACAGAGACCUUCCUCCAUAACGGCCCCCUCUCUGAACACUUGGCCGAGGAGGCAGCCUUCUCUAUCAUACACGGGGAUGACUACCAGACUCUGGACUUGGUUGCCUUGUCGGCAGACGUGGCCAACAUUUGGGUGACAGGCCUUCGAUACCUGCUGGCUCACCCCUCAGUCAUUGGAGGGGCUGGGGGAGGUUGUGGGGGAGGAGGAGGGCCUGGUGAAGGAGGGGGUGUGUCGGUAGAGGGCAGCCUGGGAAGUAAGAUGAGGAGUGAGUGGCUGGCAGCGGAGUUCGCCCAGGUGGAUGAAGACGGCUACGGCAUUGUGUCAGAGGAUGUGGCAGUCGCCACCAUCUGUAAACUGUGCCCCGGCAUCAAGGAAGCCAAGGUACGUCUGCGUUUCAAGGAGAUUCAGCGCAGCAAGGAGAAGCUGACCUCCCAUGUGACAUGUGAAGAGUUCCAGGAGGCGUACUGUGAGCUUUGCACCCGGCCUGAUGUGUACUUCUUAUUGGUACAACUGUCGAAGGACCGGGAGUGUCUAGACCCUCAGGACCUUCGUCUCUUCUUGGAGACAGAGCAGGGUUUGUCUCUGGCUACAACUGAGGGCUGCUGGGAGCUCCUGAGGCGCUAUGAGCCCUCGGCCCAUGGCAGGGAGAGGGGGCUGCUGGGUCUGGAUGGAUUUGCCCGUUACCUGCAGUCCCCUGAGUGCCAGCUACUCGACCCUGAGCACCUGGGGGUUUGCCAGGACAUGAACAUGCCUCUGUCCCACUAUUACAUCAGCACCUCGUACCGGUCCUACUUGCUGGAUGACCAGGUCCAUGGCAGAGCAGACAUAGGAGGGCUGAUCAAGGCCCUGCAGUCCGGCUGCCGAUGCCUUGAGCUGGGAGUGACUGAUGGCCCAGAAGGGGAGCCUCUCCUUGGGGUCGACUAUGGUCCAGACAUCCCUCGCCACCAUCAUCACCACCACCACCACCAUCAUGCACCUGUCACUAUCCGCUCUGCUUUGGAGGUGGUCAAUAAGUAUGCCUUCCUGACCUCUCAGUACCCACUCUUGGUGUACUUAUGCCAGCGUUGCUCCCCUGCCCAGCAGCACACUAUGGCACAACACCUAAAGAAGGUUUUUGGCUCCCGUCUUUACACUCCAGAAGCCCUACCUGUCAGCUUGGGAGGGCGAGCCACAACCUUACCCUCCCCUGAGCAGCUGAAGGGACGCGUCCUAAUAGUGGGGAAGAAGCUCCCUCCAGAGGUAGAAGACUCUGAUGGGGAGGUAUCUGAGGAAGAUGAGGAAAUUGGAGGAGGAGGGCCUUUGGCAGGUCGACGAAUGACCAUCCCUGGUGAGGAGGAACUGGGUGUGGUCUUGGUGGUGCCUCCACCCUCCCAACCCAGGAAGCUCCGCCUCCACAAAGAGCUGUCAGACCUGGUGGCAAUUGCUCGGACGGGCAGCCGCAGCUUCUAUGCCCAAAGAGCGAGUCACAAACAGGCUCAGCAGCAGUCACCACCCAGCAGUCCCUCCUCUCCCAGCACGCCCAUGCCUCCCGAGCUGCCCUAUUGGACACUGUGCUCUCUGGGUGAGGGAGAAGCUGGGCGGCUGACAAGUGAGAGCCCAGAGGACCUUGUUAUGUUCACCAAGCGCACCCUAACCAGGGUGCGGCCCAGCUCAGUGCGCCUGGACUCCAGUAACCCCAACCCACAAGGUUACUGGAAAGGAGGGGUCCAGCUCGUGGCCUUAAACCAGCAGACCCCUGGUGCCAUGCUGGACCUUCACAGAGGUCGCUUCUCACAGAAUGGAGGGUGUGGUUAUGUUCUCCGACCUGCUGUUAUGAGGGAUGAGGUGUCAUAUUUCAGUGCCCACACACAGGGUUGCGUGCCAGGUGUGCCACCUCAGACUCUACGGAUUAAGGUUAUCAGUGCCCAUAACCUGCCCAAGCCUCAGGGAUCGGGGGCUAAGGGAGAGGUCAUUGACCCAUAUGUGGUUCUGGAGCUGCAUGGUGUACCAGCUGACUGUGCUGAGCAGCGGACGCGCACUGCUGCACAAAAUCAAGAUGACCCACUGUUCGAUGAGACCUUCGAGUUUCAAGUGAACAUGCCGGAGCUGGCCUUGCUGCGCUUUGUGGUAUUGGAUGAUGAUUACAUCGGAGAUGAUUUCAUUGGCCAGUACAGCGUGGCCUUUGAGUGCCUUCAGCCUGGCUACCGCAAUGUUCCCCUGCUGGGCAUGGCAGGAGACCCCUUACCCCACACCAGCCUGUUUGUCCACGUGGCGAUCACCAACCGGCGAGGUGGCGGGAAGGCCCAGCGUCGAGGUCUGUCGGUGAGGAGGGUGGGGCGGCGGGGGAGAGAGUAUGUCACGCUGAGGAACACAGGCAUCAAAGUGGUGGACGAGACUUUCAAACAGGCUAGUGCCCCGCUCAAGGAGGUGACGGACCUGCGGGAGGAAGCUCAGAGCACCACCGCCAGUUUCAAAGAGCAGUGUGGGCUCCCCACGGUGGCCAAACUGAAGCAGUGCAUCCAGAGCCUUGCCACAAGGCUGCAGAGCCCUGAGGGCACCAUGGGUGCCACCAUGGUGCUGAAGGAGGGCUACCCAUGUCUGGAGCCCCUGGUCAACCUUUCAGAGCUGACACGCAAACUGCUUGCUGCCUACGACACGAUGAUUGCUGCCCAGAAACAGCUGAUUGAGAACGCCGAUGCUGUUCAGGAGAGGAUCGCGCAGGUGCAGAGAGAAGGCAUGGACUUCCAUGAGGAGCUUCCUCGGCUUGGGGAGAAGGAGGGACUGAAAGGACGCAAGUUAAGCAAAGCCGUCGAGAGUUUCACCUGGAACAUCACUGUGUUGAAGGGUCAGAGUGAUCUGUUGCGAGGAGCCAAGAUGGAUUCCCUGGAUGCUCUGAGGCAGCUAGCUCUGGCCUGUGAAGCCUCUGGACUUACUUCCCCCUCCUCUUCCUCCAACUCCUCAUCCUCCAUCUUCUCCACGGCCGAGCUGCACUACUCCUCCCACCCUCUGGCUGCCCGCCGAAGCAGCACACAUGGCAACGGACGCAUCUGACAGCCCCCUGGGUCCACCACGCUGCAAAAGAUUAAAAGGGAGUGGACAGAGUAAUUACAGAGGAUAACAGAGACGAGGAGAUAUGAGAGCGAGAAAGACAGAAAAAAAAGGAAAAAAGCUGGGCUGGGUGUAAAAAGCCCCAGAGGAGACAGAGGAUUUUCUUUCUGGCAGAGUGUAUCCCUUUAUUCAGUGCAGUAAGCGUCUAGACUAGCCUAGACCAGAGCAGUAUAUCUGUUAAAGCCUUACAGUGAGUUCAUCAAUUUGUCACUGAAGGUCCAGCCUGCAGAGAGGCUUUUCGUGAAUGUCGUAACUCCGUGGUGGGAAGGCAAAGAAAGACGCUCUACACGGGUCCUUGAACUUUUGAUGAUUUUUCCGAGAGAACAUGCGUGACUCAACAUUGUAACUCAGUGGGUUUCCCUCAUUAGAGAGGAAAUCUUUGACACCUGAAUAAUUUGUGACAACGGGGCUGUCGUGAAGCUGAUGUUCACAGCCCGGCUGGAGUUUCCCUUUAGAAGUACAGCAGAAUGGAGGGAAUGUGUAGAAUUGAUGGGACAAAGCGGCAUUUCAGCUCGUCUCUUGAGAAGGCAACAAGACCGCCUGUGUGCGUGUGUGUGUGUGUUUACAGUGUUGCAAAUGGAGAAAUAAGAGAUUGAUUGAAGGAUGUUACUCACAAGAAAACACACAGGUGGAGAGUAACUAAUACCAGUAGCCUCAAAUUUUAGUGUACUACUUUUUUAAAACUCAUAAAAGUUUUAAGGUUCUCAUACUUUUGUUUUUACAUGUAACUGCAGUAGCUUAAUGUAGAAAACCCACAGUCCUCCUCCAGCUAAAGGUUUUAAUCACCUUAUCAAGUGUGGUUUUGGAUAGUCAAGGAUGACUUCAGACAGACACAUAGUAAGCUCUAUGGAUUACAGUUCUCUCCUUCACUCAGACAUCGACAUGAUCCCCUCACUAGGCUGUCUUUGUCUUUGCUUCUGGUUUUCACACUGGGAAAAAAUGGUCACUCUGGUUCUGGUGACGUCAAUUUUCUCCAAAACCAUCCACCAAAAUUAGUUUCUGAAUGAAUUUUAGGAGAGAAACAGAACUUAUCUACAAUAUCAAAGAUUGUUAAUGAGGUUUGGGAGUUUGGAGAGGUGGAAAGUCACAUUCAUCUAAGCAUUUCAUAUCUCCAGACUUCAAUCUCAUAGCAAAGACUGACCUCUGGAUCUCUUUUCUGGCAGUAUGAGGCCUGGACCCAGAAAUUACUUGACAGAUUAGUUGAUACAUGGUAAAAAUAAAAAAUCUCGUAAGGACCCAUCAGAUAUAAAUUCUUAUUCUGAAUUUUAACUGGAGUAGUACUGACAUUACUUAGAUUAUACAGAUCCCCUUGCAACUCUGAACACACACACAUUCUCUCACCCAACUGCUAUACUCUUAUUCAUUGUGUCAAAUAACAAGCAGAAGCACGUAACCACAGGUUCUUGUUAUCUCCUCCCUGAUGGCCUUCGAGGCUGUCAUGUUAACUUGGAGAAGGGGACGGCUGAAACACGAGGAAUGAGGUGACGAGGACGAGAGACACAGUAAUUGGAGAGGUUGUGUGUGAUGUUUGUGAUACUGUAGGACUACAGGUCUGCUGUAGUACAUGUGUGGAUCACAUAACCUCCUCACUGUACUAACAUUUGGGGUAAUGGAUGCUUAGAAUCUGUACAUGUGUGUGUUUGUGUGUAGGAAGAGCAACGUUAACCAGUUGAUGAAGUACACUGUAUUGAUGUAGCAAUAAUAACAAUAGUGGUAUGUUAUAAGAAAGUCCAUAAGGCUGUAUAACUCAAUGUGUGCUGACUGAAGGAUUGAAAACAAUAUAAUUAACUUUAUAACUCAGUGAUGCUUCUAAAUGUGUAUGAAAACAACUACAAAAAUGGUGUACAGCAGGUGCUACUGAUCAUAGUUUUGCUUACCUGUCAGUGAUGGCGUUCUUCUCGGCCUUUGAGUGUAAACGUGUGUUUCUUCUUAACGCAGGAAAACACCUGAUACUUGUUCUUUUAAGCUUUUGUACUCGUAUUCUUGUAUCUUGUAAUGCUGCGUCUCAACCAAACUUGACAGAAGUGAUGCUACAGUAGCUAACACACAAGAUUAAGCUAACUUGAUUAGAAAUACCUCCUUGAAUGUCACACACAUCUGAAAACUUUGGAUAAUGCCAAAAAAAUGCAUCAUCAUCCAGCUGAAACAAAGGUAUUUUCAUAGUUCCCACAAGAUAACAUUUUGGAGAUACAAGGGUUUCAUCUGACAAAGUUGACAUUGUCAUUUAAAAUGAACAAGUAAGGCAGGUGUGUUUGAAAAGGUUCACUUGGAUUCACCUGCAGAACCUUUUAACAUUUCUUUUAAACAGAUUUAUUCCUACAGAAAUCUGCUGCAGCCGACAAUGAAAAGUAUGCGAGGCUAACAGGCAACUUAUUGAAAAGAAGACAUUUUGAAUGUUUAUUUGACGGAGGCAGGAAGGCGGUCCGAUGAGAGAUGAGGACCACAGCUAAACAUUGUAACAGCUCACGCCUGGGUGACAUUUUGCAGCAGACAGGGCUGAGCUGAACAAAAAACAUAAUGAGAAACACUGAAACAUGAUGAUGACAGUGAGGUUUACUAACCUGUUUAGCCCCUCUGUAGUGCUUGUGCAGGACUACUGUACGUUCUGAAUGACAUCCCAUAUUGCCGUGCACUGUUUUGUUGCCUUUCAUUGAUCAACACAUUCCUUUUCUUUUUUUAAUACCAUUAACCUUCACUUUUUUCCAUCCUCUUGUCCCUGCUGCCCUUCUGGUGGCUCCAGGUGGGGAGUGACAGAGCUGGUACACUGAGUCACAGCUACAGGAGGAGGUUGACCUAAUAACAUUUCCAUGUGAGUGUGUGUGUGUGUGUCUGAGAGAAGGCAUACACCUCUAAAAGUAGAAGACGUAUAUUGGAGAGAGAGCAAAGGUGAAGGGGUAGAAAGAAAAAGGGACUGAUAUUGGAUUAACUGUUGGUUGCAUGUGUGGUUGGUCGGGCACACCUGCAGAGCAUCAUAAUUGGCUGUGAGCAAUAGACAGAGUGACAACACCUGCUGUUGUGGUCUAUUAAUAACACUCACUGGAGGCCUCAGGUGUGUGUAUUAUAUGUUGGUGUGCUUAUGACUGUCAUGAUAUCAUCGGUGCCCUAAUUCUUGGCCUGAUGAUGCAAACUGGUUCUUCUACAUACUCAGUCAUUGCCAAACCAUUCACCAUAUUUCCUGUCAAAUGCAUUGAAGCAGACAGCAGCUUCAGGAACUGUUCAGAGGAUCACCACCGACCCUGAGAGGCAUGCUCAUGUAUCUGAAAACUACACAUUUUAAAAGAUCAUAGGAGCGUCCUCUGGCAGAGAUCUGCUUACUGUACCUGCGAGGAAGAUGCCUCUGCAUUAAUGAUACAUCAGCUCCAGUAAAACAAACCACAGUAUUAGCUUUCUGUGUUCCGGUUUACAUGCCUGCUGACACGGGGAAUACAAGUGGGUCAAAGAGUAAGCAGGCAAUGGGAUUUCCUUUACCUGCGGAGACACGGAAAAGUUGGAGGUCACAGGGUUUGGGGGUUGCUGGGUCGGGUUUCAGUAAUCAGGUCUCUUCUGGUUAAGUUAAACCUCAUCCUCAGAAUAAUUCAUUAGGUAUGUACUUAAUUUACAAAGAAGAUCUUGACAGUGAUGACCGUGCUGCAGCUUACAACAAAGGCAACAUGCAAUAACAGGAAAAUGGCAGCUUGUUAUUUCAGUGGAGACAGAUCAUCGCAGUGUGUCAGGAUCAUAUAACAUCUGAGCUGUGUGAUCCAAGAUGGCCAUAUCUGUGUUUUUGCAUGUUGUAGCCUGCUUACAGUACUUCAAAUCAUCUACUGUAUACAGUACUUGCAAUAGCAAAACCCAUGCCAGUAUUUAAGAUUUGUGCUUUUAUAGCUUCCAGGCAUAUAUUGAUUUCAGUUUUGUCUGUAUGAUGUGAAAAUGAGCUUGCAGAGACUUGCUCAAGGUAAAUCCAUUUCAGUGAACAUCCUGCCUGGGUUUAUUUUUGUCAGGAAGUUACAGUAUCAUAUUGUGGUGAUGCAAAUGAAAAUGCAUGGAUCUGCAACUGAAUCUUUGUGAUAAACACUGAAAAACAGUUCCCUUUUUAUUUAGUGUUUUAAUGCCAGAAGCAAACAACUUGACAUUAUCCCUCUAACAAAGUACAGUUUUGCUUCGUGCUUGUUGAAUUUCUGACAACGGAGUUCAUUAAUGUAAAGCUGUGCAGCAGCCAACUUUUAAGGGUUGGAUGUCUGAACUUCUCAGCAGCACAUGGUUGCACCACAGCAGCAGAUUUUUCAAAUUAGAUCAAUGCUUUCUGUUGCAUCAGCUCACCAUCAUAAUGUAAGUUUUACAUUAAAUGAAACCGAGCGUUACGUUCACUGUGAUGCAUCACUUAUCUCAAGCAAGUUUCAAGUUCCUGCAGGUUGUUUUGCAAGUUUUGGAAAGCAGACAGCAGUAAGGCAAAGCAGACAGGAUUUUUUUUGUAAAAAUCACACAUGAAACUGCAUCAACAUGAUCCUUUAAACAUACAGAAGUGUGGAUUUACGUACAUAGCGUUUUCCUGGCCUCUCCAUACCGCUCACACACACUCAACUGCUUCAUGUGUCACUGCACUUUGGUUUUUCACAACACUUUACCCGACAUGUUCAUUUUGCAGUAUUGAAAAAUGAGUGUUUACCUCUUCAAAAGGCACUGCAGUCAGCCACUCACUACAGUGCUUUACUAUGAUGUAUAUUGUAUCUCAUCUGUAACCCAACGUUGCACCCUGAUCCCUGAAGUGUGGCCCUAUUAUCCUGCGUACCCCUAACAGAGGAACAGGUUUAUGUAAAGUUCAGUCUCUCAUUGUCAUUCGAUUUGAGUUUCCAGGAUGAGAGUUGCAGACAGAUCCAGGAGCAGGGUGCUGCAUUGGGGUUGCUCUGUAUCUCUGUUACCCAUGUGUCUUAACCUACAGCUAGCGCUCUCUGUGCUCUUCAGUGUGUAAUGCUAUCUAUCUUUGCAGAUCUGUGGUCAAAUAGCGCUUACUAACAUUCAUUUGAAUAAUUGGAGAGUUGUUUAUACCUGCCAUGGUGAUGUGGACAAAGUUGUGUAAAACACUUGGAAAUAUGUGAAGGUAUUUUAGGUUCUAUGUUACAGCAUCUGCAGUGUCUGUGUUGGCCUGUGUCUACUUCGCUGACCUUUAAUCCAGUAUUGUUCCCUCAACUGUUCUUACAGUCACUGUAUGUUUUUUUGUAAAAUAGAAAAGAAGACCAAAAGAAGA
Molecule: messenger RNA, 9728 nt
Organism: Thunnus maccoyii (southern bluefin tuna)
Lineage: Eukaryota; Metazoa; Chordata; Actinopteri; Scombriformes; Scombridae
Gene: plcl1
Product: phospholipase C like 1
Exons: 12
Coding region: 953-4447 (1164 amino acids)
Biological process (GO): lipid metabolic process; intracellular signal transduction
Molecular function (GO): phosphatidylinositol-4,5-bisphosphate phospholipase C activity
Source: RefSeq, a predicted model, not a curated record